Uranotaenia lowii is the source of this 1170-nucleotide messenger RNA. Its product is annotated as serine protease inhibitor dipetalogastin-like. Lineage: Eukaryota; Metazoa; Arthropoda; Insecta; Diptera; Culicidae. The transcript has a single exon. The coding region runs from base 67 to 1032 and encodes 321 amino acids. The record is from RefSeq and is a predicted model, not a curated record. Gene Ontology annotation, molecular function: serine-type endopeptidase inhibitor activity; protein binding.
CGGAGUUCAAGCGACAGAGUUUACUAGCUUUUGGGAGUGGAAAAUAAAAAAACAAAAAACGGAAAGAUGAUCAAACUAGCCAUCAUCGCCUCCGGUUUGGUGGUCGUUACCAUGGUGAUUGGACACGUCCAGGCCAUGUCCGUGGUUUUUCCGAUGAUGUACAAUUUGACCGAUAAGCAGACCGAUCACGUCAACGCCUGCUUGAAGCUGACGAACGAUCCCAGGGAUGCAAGGGGCACUUAUGGGCCGGUUUGUGGCAAAGAUGGCUUCAGCUACUGGAACCGAUACACGAUGCAGUGUUUGCAGAUGUAUAUUAAGUGCAUCGCGAAAUCUUACGAGGGCAAGUGCAACCAUGAUCCCACCUGGGCGCCACUGGAGAUGCGUCGCGAUUGGUGGACGCUCAAAAAUGAAGACGUCCGUGCGAUUUUGUCCUGUGCUGAGCAGUGUACGGAUGCAUUCGACCCGAUUUGUGGCACCGAUGCGAAAACCUAUAGUAACGGCUGUGAGUUGAAGUGUGUCAGCGAUCGGUUUGCAUCAGUGAUGCGCUCGUAUCAGGGCUUCUGUAUCCAAGAUUUGUCCGACCCGAAUGCCUGCCCCCCAAUCUGGCAACCGAUGUGCGGAAACGAUGGAGAAACCUAUCUGAAUCUGCAGCAUCUGAGGUUCACCCAGCGGCAUAAAAGGGAUCUAGAUCUGUACCAUAUCGGAGAGUGUGUCAUAAGGCCGGUUCUGGUCAAGAGAGAGUGUUUGAACGGAGGAUGUGCGCAUCCUUUGUAUAAUUCUGAUCCACCUUUCGGUGAACUCGUCUCAAAUGCCUUCGGCCCUGCUCAGAAAAACGACUUUUCAAAUGUGUACUACGGCCCUGAUCAAGGUACAAUGGUCUCAAAUGUGGGAAAUUUCAAUGAUCCGCCCCCAGUUCAGCCGGACGUUCCGAUUGUCGCACCCAAUAAGCCCGUUACUUAUCCCCCUUCCCCCGGCAAAGAUACGGCCGGAGAGGAAGAGUCAAACGAACUCGAACCGGAAUGUGAAUCCUAGUCUACAAGCGGAAUUUUUUUUUCUCAGUGUAUAUCUGUAACAGGCUUUUCAAAUUGAAGCAAUUAAAUUGGUUGUGUUGGAGUUUUUGUAUCUUACCCAGCUGGGAAACCAAAAAGAAAAUAAAGAACGUCAACUGUG